This is a messenger RNA of Caenorhabditis bovis, 1854 nucleotides long. The record is from the annotation of a GenBank genome assembly. NCBI's taxonomy places the organism in Eukaryota, Metazoa, Nematoda, Chromadorea, Rhabditida, Rhabditidae.
AUGAAUCGACGGCUUCUAUUACUCGUAAUUAUUUUCAUCGAUUUUCGCGACGCCUCGAAUCCGGUCGUGUUUUGCGAUGAUUCGUACGGGAAAUUCAAUGCGAAUGACGGACGAUUUUACGUCACCAACUACGAGUUCCCGAUAAUGUCGACGGUGAAGCUUGUGAAUGCUGGAAGACGCGAUUUCUCAAUUCCGAAGCAACUUCAUCCGUGCUACUCUUUGAGCUCUGGCAACAAUUAUAUUAAUCAACUUUUCGACAUUUAUAAUUUUGGAGAGUUUGCCACAACGGUUUGCCGACGCAGAUGCGCUCAUUUCGUCGAAAUUCAAAAACCGGAAUGCGGCGAACGUCGACCGCCGCCAACGUGGAAGGUCGGCGAUGACAUUUCGCCGUCGCGAAAAAUCAACUGCUCGAAUUGGGAUCUGCCGUUGACCGCCAAAGGGAAACAAGACGGCAUUUUUCUCUCCACCACAUUCGCCACACUCGACGUUUUCAUGAGGAAACUCGUUGAUCCACCGUAUGGAUUGGAUAAUAAGACGAAAAAAUAUUUCGAGACAUUGCCGAUUCAAGGUCUUCAAAUUGUUCCCGAGCUUCCCAAAAAACCGUCGGCGAAAGUUCUCAGCUCGUUGUACGCGGAAAUGAAGGAAAUGAUCGAGCGUCAUCCGGAAAUUGGGCAUCUCGCGCUUGGCAACCCGAAAACCCGCUACUCGUCGAUCGACCAAAUUGAUCGGCCGCGUUUGAAUCCGGCUGAUGAUUUGUACGAGAUUAUGGGCCAAUUGGAGAAUCUUGAAACGAUCGUGUUCGCCCGAAUGGCGUUGGGCGAUAUGAGCAAAAUGCCGAAAACUGUGAUCAAUUCGUUGAAAGGCGUUACAUUUUAUGAUGUUGAAUUCGACAAUGUGCCGGAAUUUUUGAAAAUGGCCAAAACUCAGUUUUUGGAGUUUGAGACGAGUUUGACCGAUUCGACGAAUAUCGAUGUGCUCAAUGAGCUUGUCGAUUUGGAGCAUUUUCAAUUGAAAAACUCUCAAAUUACCACAAUUAAAGCGCCAUUUUUGGCGAAAUCUCGAAAAUUGAUUUCGCUGACACUUCAAUGCAAUAUGAUAUCGAAUAUUGAGGCGUAUGCUUUUGAUCAUCUAGUUGAGCUGAAAUACUUGAAUUUGGCUGGAAAUCGCUUAAUUACUCUUCCGGACAAUAUUUUUGCGAAAUUGACCAAUUUGUUGGUGUACGAUGUGAAAGCAAUUGAUUCGAACUCCAGUAUUAUUAAAUGUUUUAAUCAAAUUUCAAUCGAUUGCGGUGUUAAUUCUCCACCGGCCGAGAAUACGAUACUUGAAAGUGUGCCGAUUCUUCCGAACCCGGAGAAAAUUCAAGGAUUGGACAUUCGGGGACAAACCAACUUUUUAAGCGCUGACAAACUCGCUUUAACUGAUUUUAAGAAUGUUGAGGUUUUGAAUAUUGGCAAUUUGGGCUUACAAAAUGUCAAUGAGUAUGGAAUUGAAGAAUUGUGCAAUUUGUACGACUUGAAUCUUAUCGAUAAUCCGUUGAAUGACGAUGAUUGGAUUGGCGAGAAGGUUUUCGUGAAUGUCAAUUUGUCGAAGCUUCGAUUAUCGAAAAUUUCCUAUAUUUCGAAUCCGUUGAUAGCAUUUAUGAGAACGUCGGAAGCAAUAAUGUAUGAUACAUUCAAGUUUUUGUAUGAAGCCACGGUCUACAGAACUAACGAGCAUUGUGGAAAAGAGAAAGUCAUGAUGGCUACAACUUUUGGCUACAAAAUUCAAGAUUUGAGCUGUGAAGAAGAUGUGGAGCAGGCAAUAAAGGAAAUACGGGUAAUGGAACAUACAAAAAUGGACACAGAAUGCGAAUGA